UCUGUAAUUUUAAACUUAUGAACGACUAUAAUUUGUGCAAAAAUUCGUUUUCUCUUAAAAACGGAUAGUAAAUUUAUAAUAAAUCUGGAAGGCAGCUCUUAAAUAUUAAGUGUAUUAUCUAUGACGACAGUUCAUGUAGCGAUACAAUAUCACCAUAAGUAGAAUUAUCUUUUACAGUAUUGAGAAAAGGGAAUGCAAAGAUACGGCACAAAGCACAAUUGAGGGAAACAAAUAGUCAGAAAACCAGGUAGAUUGAAGAUCGAUACAUAAAACUUGCGGACAAAAAGAUGAAUAAGAUUUAUAAGCCAGGAGAAUGUAUGAAGUAUAUGUACGUGGAGAUUCAUCCUGUGCUAGCUGAAGCUUGGUACAUGGCGGACGUCUCACGGGAGGUGACUUCUGCGUCUGCCCAUCUCAUAACCACAUCAAGUAUCUGCGACCCUGCUUUGGUUAUGUGGAGCAGGCAGGUGCCGCAGACCUUGAUCAAUGAUGAUGGACUGGCGAAGCUAAGCCCGCAGAGCGAGCGCGCCUCGCUGGCGCUGUACGUGUGUACUGCGGAGGAGGCGGCUCGGCACGUGCGGGCGGGGUCGCUGGGCGCGCACGUGCGCCGCGUGCGGGACCUGGCCGGCGCCGCGUUGACUCUCGUCGUCUUCGGCGUCAACGAUUACUUCAAGUCGUGCGGCCGCAAGACAAUGAACAGCAGCCGGAAACUGAUCGGGGAACUUGAUUUGGAGCUCGCUAUUACCGAUUUGCUGGUGACGACCGACUGUGACACGGUCCUGGUGAACUCCUCGAGCGAACUGGCACUGCUGAUCGUCCAGCACACCAAGGCGAUAGCCGAGGCGCCGUACAAAAUGUCGAAGCGCGCUUACGACGAGCAAUCCGAAUUGUACUUGCGGGGAGAAAACAGGAAAUGCGUCACCGUCGACAAACAAGGCAACGGAGUCAGUCGGCUGUGGCAACAGAUGAUAGCUGUACUGCCACAUUCCAGUUUAGAAACGUCGAGAGCAUUGUGCGCUAAAUAUCCAACUCCGCUUGACCUGUAUGAGUCCCUUAACUCACCGGAUAGUGUUAAUGAAUUGGCGAACAUCGGUGUAUCAAGAACCGCUGUCCCGGGUUCAAAGGCGCGUCGCAUUGGACCUGAAUUUGCCAGGAAAUUACACACAUUGUUCACAGUCACCGACGGAGAUAUUUUGUUAGAUUGAUUUAUAAGUAUUUAUUAUUAAAUAAAUUAUUACAUAAAUUAUUACAUAAA
Bombyx mori (domestic silkworm) is the source of this 1252-nucleotide messenger RNA. RefSeq names its product crossover junction endonuclease EME1 (gene mms4). Gene Ontology annotation, cellular component: Holliday junction resolvase complex; nucleus. The coding region runs from base 288 to 1202 and encodes 304 amino acids. The record is from RefSeq and is a predicted model, not a curated record. The transcript is spliced from 9 exons. Gene Ontology annotation, molecular function: crossover junction DNA endonuclease activity. Lineage: Eukaryota; Metazoa; Arthropoda; Insecta; Lepidoptera; Bombycidae. Gene Ontology annotation, biological process: mitotic intra-S DNA damage checkpoint signaling; double-strand break repair; resolution of meiotic recombination intermediates.